Messenger RNA from Macaca mulatta (Rhesus monkey), 4068 nucleotides. It is a transcript of the gene APCDD1L, whose product is annotated as APC down-regulated 1 like. Gene Ontology annotation, biological process: negative regulation of Wnt signaling pathway. Gene Ontology annotation, molecular function: Wnt-protein binding. The record is from RefSeq and is a predicted model, not a curated record. Gene Ontology annotation, cellular component: plasma membrane. NCBI's taxonomy places the organism in Eukaryota, Metazoa, Chordata, Mammalia, Primates, Cercopithecidae.
CCACCUCUUCUGGAGAGUUGGACCUAUGAGUGAGCAGCUCCGCUUACAACUAUCAACAGCCGGGGAGGCCGAGCGCGUGUGAGCGCCGAGGGGGGCGCAGGACCCUUGCAACUUCUUCUCAGGACCCCAGCCUGGACGCCGGCGCCCGCUGCCGUCCGAGAGCCCAGCGCCCACGCCUCCCCUUGCGCACCUUGAGGGUGCCCAGCGGGCUGUCCUGCUAGCCCCGCCGGGAUGCUCGCAGCCAUGCUCCCCUACGUUUGCGUCCUGGUGCUUUUCGGAGCCCACACCGCACUGGCGGCUGGGGAGGCUGGGGGCAGCCGCCUGCGCUGGGAACCCCGCUGCCAGCUGCCCUUGCCAGAUAGAGUGCCCAGCACUGCAAUCCUGCCCCCACGCCUCAAUGGACCUUGGAUCUCCACGGGCUGCGAGGUGCGCCCAGGACCGGAGUUCCUGACCCGCGCCUACACCUUCUACCCCAGCCGGCUCUUUCGAGCCCACCAGUUCUACUACGAGAACCCCUUCUGCGGAGAGCCUGCCCACUCGCUGCUCGUCAAGGGCAAAGUCCGCCUGCGCCGGGCCUCCUGGGUCACCCGGGGAGCCACCGAGGCCGACUACUACCUGCGCAAGGUGGGCAUCGUCUUCCACAGCCGCCGGGCCCUGCUCCACGUCUCCGGGCGCCUCAACCAGACCCGCGCCGGCCGGGACUGCGCGCGGUGGCUGCCCCCGGCCCGGGCCUGGAUGCCCGGGGCGCUGUACGAGCUGCGGAGCGCCCGGGCCCAGGGGGACUGCCUGGAGGCGCUGGGCCUCAGCAUGCACGAGCUCAGCCUGGUCCGCGUGCAGCGCCGACUGCAGCCGCAGCCCCGGGCGGCGCCCCGGUUGGUGGAGGAGCUGUACCUGGGGGACAUCCACACCGACCCGGCCGAGAGGCGGCACUACCGGCCCACCGGCUACCAGCGCCCGCUGCAGAGCGCACUGCACCACGUGCGGCCGUGCCCAGCCUGUGGCCUCAUUGCCCGCUCUGAUGUGCACCACCCGCCCGUGCUGCCGCCCCCUCUGGCCCUGCCCCUGCGCCUGGGCGGCUGGUGGGUCAGCUCGGGAUGUGAGGUGCGCCCAGCGGUCCUGUUCCUCACCCGGCUCUUCACUUUCCACGGGCACAGCCGCUCCUGGGAAGGGUAUUACCAUCACUUCUCAGACCCAGCCUGCCAGCAGCCCACCUUCACCGUGUAUGCCGCCGGCCGAUACACCAGGGGCACGCCGUCCACCAGGGUCCGCGGCGGCACCGAGCUGGUGUUCGAGGUUACACGGGCCCAUGUAACCCCCAUGGACCAGGUCACCACGGCCAUGCUUAACUUCUCUGAGCCACGCAGCUGUGGGGGUGCGGGGGCCUGGUCCGUGGGCACUGAGCGGGAUGUCACAGCCACCAAUGGCUGCCUGCCGCUGGGCAUCCGGCUCCCACACGUGGAGUACGAGCUUUUCAAGAUGGAGCAAGACCCCCUCGGGCAAAGCCUGCUCUUCAUCGGACAAAGGCCCACUGAUGGGUCAAGUCCCGAUACCCCAGAGAAACGCCCCACCUCCUACCAAGCACCCCUGGUGCUCUGUGGGGGAGAAGCCCCCGACUUCUCCAGGCCCCCGCAGCACCUACCAUUGCUGCAGAAGCACCCCCGCACAGGGGGUCUUCGCGUAGCCCCCCUCCCACUUCUGCCCCUAGUUCUAGGGCUGGCUUUCCUCUACUGGCUAUGACAUUGGACUUGACAUCAGGAUGGUGGCUCUGGACACCCAUUCAACUCUUCAGACUCCCUCCUGGAAACUGUAGGGAAGGAACCAUUCUCCUCUGCUCUGUCAUGGAUGGAUGCACAGCCCCACUGCUUCCAAACUCUGCCUGCAUUCCAUGUGGCUCAGGGCAUGAGCUUAACACCUGCAAAGCCUAUACCACAUCCCACAGCCCAAGUCCCAGUCACGCACUUGGACGCGGCAGUGAUGUUCAUUGCUAUGUGAGUUUCUAAAGAUCACUCCCAAUUUUUCUACUUUCCUUAUCCUUGGCAGCCCGCCAACAGGUGCAGUCAGGUGGCCACAUGGAACCCCCCCAUCCCACGCGGCUCCCCGUUCUUCCCAUCCUGACCCUUGGGAUUCCAAGAUGGGAGCAAGAGGAGACCCUGAGGUUCUGCCUAGGGACAAGGCCUACUGCUCUGCCAUGUCUGUAGGUUGUUGUUUAAAGAUUAUUAAUUCGAAUUUAGCAAUACGAUCUCUAAGUGGUGCCAUGAAUUAAAGAUGCCACUUCGGGCUUUCAGUGCUUCUCAGCUUUCUGGCGAAGGGCUUGUGUCUUCAGAGGCAGCUCAGCUUUCCUGAAUCCUGACUGCUGGCAUUCGUCUGCAUCUGCCUGUGCUUCUGUGAGUCAGACCUCAAGCUGCCAAUACUGCGUGUGGAUAAAUCCAGUUUUCCCGGGCCAGCAUACAAAUGAAGAGGACUCCAUCUGAGCUGAGAAGUGUGGCCUCCCCAGAGCAGGCUGCAGCCUCCAAGCCUCCCUAGCCCAAGCGAAUGCCAGUGUGCACCAGGCUGGCUGCUGGGGGCAGGUCUUUGGAGGGGAGCAGCGUUUCCAGCCUUCUGAAAGUAGUUAAUAGUAAUGACCGCCAUAACACUAACAUGCUCUGCAAUUCGCCCUGCCCAGCCAUGCUCGGUUGCCAAGAUUUCCUGUGCUUGCCUGACAAACGAAAUCUCCGAAUGUGUAUCUUUGGGUCCACCCUAGGGAGAAGUCGGGGUCGCCAGGCUACAUGGCGACAUCUGGACAGCUCCACCUUGCCCAGCCUCCUUGCCAUGAUCCUAAUAUAUUGGUGUCCUCUGCUCAGAGAGGACUGUCAUCAUGGUGGGAACAGGCUGUGCCUCUCCAGGGACUCUACCCGAAUUCCCAGGGCCUCAUCUGUACACUGAAAUUAACUGGCCUCCUGGUGGGCCCGAGAGUUUUCAGGACUGGGGGCUGAUGACUCACCCCCUCCUUCCUCCUCCUGAUCUCUAUCUCUAGCUCUUAUCACAGAUUUUGAACAAUUGUCUGUGAGGUUAAUGAUGCUUUCAGAGGGAAGCCCUCGUCCUGCUUGAGAUUGUGUGGGGUCCAAUCAGCCUGCUGAAAUUGCUCCCACUUAUUACCCAUUCUUCUUCUUUAAAAAAAAAAAAAAAGCCCAUCAAGUUAGCAUUCUCUGUAGGUCUCAGACAGCUACCAGUGUUCCUGGCAUAUUUACCAAAGUACAAGAAAUAAUUACAUUAUUUACAGUUUCAGACUACAUCGGGGUUGGGGGGUGGGGACGGCGGUGGGUGUCGAUGAUGUGUCCACGGCUGAGCAGGUCUUGUAUCCGAGACUUGAAGCCAUCAUGCCACCAUUUAUCAUCAAAUUUAAACCUUUUAAUAAAAUUAAACAGCCUGAAAAAUGCUCUUGCUGGUUAUUAAAGUCAACCAAGGGAAUUAUGGUUCUAAAGAAAGGAAGCGGAAUGUCCUCCAGAGAAUGUGUGAAAGAGAAUAAAACCAGUGGAGGUAAACCCCAGCUCUCUCAGUUCUGCUCUCAUGUCACUGCCUGCCCUGCUGAAAACCCCCCAGGGGCUUCCACUGCACUCAGAAUAAAAGCCUGACUUCUGGCUCACUGUUGCCUGCAAGGCUCAGCCACGCCUCCCCAUGCCCUGGCCACACUGGCCUUCUUUCUGUUUCUUGGAUCACAGGAGCUGUUGCUGCCUUGGGGCCUUUGCACAAGCCCUGACUUCUGCCUAGCGUCUCUUCCCCAGACCUUCAGAAGCUUAGCACUUUGUUUUCAAUCAAGUCUCGGACCAGAUGUCACCUCCUGAAGGUGUCACCAUGCGCAUCCCAAAGAGCAGCCCCACUUCUUCCCCGGUCCUUCUGUCAAUCCAUUGCAUCACAGGUGCAUGUUCUUUAUCAUGAAAACUGAUCACUGUCAGAAAUGACCUUAUUUGCCUAGAAUGUAAGCUCCAACGAAAACAACUCGGCUCUGACUCACUGCCUGCAAUCUUUCCAGAAGGGUCCAGCGUGCCUGGUGCAUGGUAGAAAGACCUUCAAUGAAUAUGGCAGACUCAG